AUGAUUGCAUUGAUUAUAAAUCACAUGAGCAGUGAGGUGAUCAACCACCUGACCAAAGUGACAUGGGAUACGAUCAUCCACCACCCAAGCGUCCAGCCACUCGACGUAAUAAGCCCGCCCACUUCCGCCAUCGAUCUCAACAUAGAACCGUUUGACGCUGCUCCUCAUUCAAUUACCGAAGACUUUGACCAAAAGACUAUCAAACAACCGGACAUUGAAUUAGGCCUUGCUCCCUGGGCUACCUCAAAACCCGCGCAUGACUCCACCGAUAUCCCCGAGACCGAGCUGUUCCCCGCCGAGGCCCCGCGCACCGUCCGGGAGAUGCUUCAGUGGAUAGCUGGACUUAAGCACGAAAAGCAUCAUGAGACUCUGAAACAAUGUAUCAACAAGGCAUUUGGUGGCUUACAUCAUGAACCUUCACAACUUGCAAUAUUCAUCAACCACACCAAAAUCAGGCCCAAAGAUGUCUUUGACAUACUCCAGCUUACCGCCAUGUUUGCAGGUUCAGUGCUCAGUUCCAUCGCACCUAAAUGGAAAGCGAACGUGUCAUCAAGAUUUGUGAAGCCUAAGUCAUCUGACCAAUCCGAGGAGCCUGAUUGCUGCGCCCUCCUCUGCCAGCUGCGUGACUACGUGUACGCCUGCCACCACCAGUUGGAGUUCCUGAAGUCGCAGUGUAAUAGGGACAAACUAAGUGGUGGUUGGAAGGAUUAUAAGUACGGUAGUGACCUAAUUUCUCCCAACUCCCCCCUCCAGGCGUUCCUGACCGACGGCUGGGACUCCGACUUCGACACUCACCUCUUCGACCCGUGCAACCUGUGCCACAAGAGCAGGGUCAGGAUGGGAUUCAGGGACAGAGAUUUACCGAGUAGUCAACAAACUGGCGACACCCUUUCUUCCAUCCUCACUCCCAGCUGCGGAGGUGAGCAGCAUGAUUCGCUAGUCGACACGAAAUAG
Messenger RNA from Babesia bigemina, 954 nucleotides. RefSeq lists its product as hypothetical. The record is from RefSeq and is a predicted model, not a curated record. The transcript is spliced from 2 exons. NCBI's taxonomy places the organism in Eukaryota, Apicomplexa, Aconoidasida, Piroplasmida, Babesiidae. Bases 1 to 954 code for a protein of 317 amino acids.